Ilyonectria robusta is the source of this 1716-nucleotide messenger RNA. RefSeq lists its product as uncharacterized. NCBI's taxonomy places the organism in Eukaryota, Fungi, Ascomycota, Sordariomycetes, Hypocreales, Nectriaceae. The transcript has a single exon. The record is from RefSeq and is a predicted model, not a curated record. Bases 1 to 1716 code for a protein of 571 amino acids.
AUGUCUGCAUCCGCCUGCUAUCUCUCUGAUCCUCACUACGGGUACGACUUCGUCGUGGCUGUCACCCAGGAAAGCAUAAAUGCUACGCUUAAGGCGUACUUGGCGAGUCUGCAGGAGCCUAUGGUCAACGUUUGCUUUGUUGCUGCUGUCGAUGGCACUCCAACGCCAAUGGAUUACGAGAGUUUCUUGACCCUCUCAGGGGGCACGGAUCCUUUCACCAUGCCGGACGGUGCGAACCCAGAGGGUUCUGAUGUUCAAAACCUCAUGAAAGCACGCUUCAUGGCUGGGUUCAAGGCCCAGCUGGGCAUACCAUCAGUGCAAAACCCGGCAGAUCUCCCGGAUAUCGUCACACUCAGUUCCAGCAUAAGCACUGUCCAGUACAACAUGGUCUGCUCCGAGUUUACUAUUGUCCAGGUGAACGCGAGUGUCUAUGCGCCACCUUCAUUCACAAGCAUUUCAAUGCCCAGUGACAAUCCAUGGUACAUGCAGUCGACGGUCAAUCUCGACCUUUCUACCGUUGAAAACGCCAACUACAAUGGACUGCCGCCAGCUAUACAAGCGCAGAUCAAGAACAUGUCCGGCUCGGCGUUCAGCGUCCAACAACUGCUCUUUGACUUCAAUAGCGCGAAACUUUCGUCACUUCCCAAAGUGGAGGGUGUGAAACCAGGGACUCCAACUUACACGCUGCUCGAGACAUGGUUUACCGGGGCCUACUUCACCGAGAUGAAGACCGAUAGACAACCACUGCUAGGCUGCUCAAUUGUACCGCAGACGGCACCUGCAGCUACCAUGACAAUCACCGAUAUGAAUCUGAUGGUUAACCAAUACGUCGGCUCUGAUGGAAAACCUCAGCCGAGUCCUUCUUAUCUUCAACAGAGUCUCAGCACCUUAAACUACCUGUGUGCUGCAGACGGUAAAACACUCGCACCGCCGGCUCCCUUUAGUUGGAACUGGCUCGAGCAAGCCGACAUCAGCGACCACGACGGGGUACUCGCCAUCAACCGCAACUGCUUCCGAGACUACUUCAACGACAACAUCGCAAAUUACAUCCCCACCGUCUGCUUCCAGGUCGAUGCUCACUGUAACGCAGACGGGCUGAGUUCCGACAUGAGCGUCGACUUGACUCCCGGUGGGCAGGCUAGUCUGAGCGAAAACACGGGUGAGACGGUAUUGAGCUACAGCUACAACACAAGCAGCUACGACGAGGCUGGUCUAAACGGAGACCUCGGCUCACUCUCCGUCGGUACUACCUACAACAUGAAUACCCAGUUCACCACCGUCAACGGCAAUGCAACUGUUGUCAUUACCCAGAAUCUUGUAAUCAGCUGCAACAUGAAGAGGAACUUCACCCGGACAUCAGGCAACAUUGUCGACACGACCAUUGUCGACACUUAUACACUCGCUGUUGACGAGAGUGGCAAAUUGGACGCAACGCUGAUUACUAACACGACGGACAACUCAGUCACGCCUUCGACGGAUGGUUUCGAAGACUUCUUCACUCACUCCAACGAGGUGGCUGCAACUAUCAAACAGCAAGCCGACGCCCUUGUUUCAAGCAACCUCCAGGACAUUCCCCUCUCGGUUCUACAGAACUAUAUCUUCCCAGGCGGUCAAACCUUUGCCUUCAAAGAUGUUCGAUUCUCAAACAAUCAGGACCUGCUUGCUUCUAUUUCCUAUGUUGAUCCUACGGCCCCUCCCACAACUGUGCCUUCAUAG